Messenger RNA from Odobenus rosmarus divergens (Pacific walrus), 591 nucleotides. RefSeq names its product neurexophilin and PC-esterase domain family, member 4 (gene NXPE4). NCBI's taxonomy places the organism in Eukaryota, Metazoa, Chordata, Mammalia, Carnivora, Odobenidae. The record is from RefSeq and is a predicted model, not a curated record. The transcript has a single exon.
AUGAUAUUUAUAACUUUAUACUUGUUUCAUUUUGGGAUUGCCUAUUUGUCAUCAGCACUGAAGUCAGUGGAUCUACAUGAAUCUGGAAACCUUCAACACCAACUUGCUGUGGACUUGGACGAGAAUAUCAACAUCCAGUGGCAAAAACAUGGUUACCCUUUGGUUGGCUCAUUGAGCUAUUCAGUGAAAGAAAUUGAGUACAUCUCACAAGUCAUUGACAGAACCGAAGGAGGAAGAAACAUUAUCGUUGUAAUUUCUCUGGGCCAGCAUUUCAGACCCUUCCCCAUUGAUGUUUUUAUCUGAAGGACCCUCAAUAUCCACAAAGCUGUUCAGAGUCUUCUUCUGAGAAGCCCAGACACUAUGGUUAUUAUCAAGGCAGAAAACAUCGGGGAGAUGCACGGUGAUGUGGAAAGAUUCAGUGACUUUCAUGGUUAUGUCCAGUAUCUUGCCAUUAAGGAUAUUUUUCAAGACCUCAAUGUGGGCAUCAUUGAUGCCUGGGAUAUAACAAUUGCAUAUGGCGCAAAUAAUGUCCACCCACCUCAAUCUGUAGUCAGAAAUCAAGUUAGUAUAUUGCUAAACUAUAUUUGCUAG